CGGCACCUGCGGGUCGGGGAGCGGCGGCAGGUGCUGGCCUCCUGCGUGAGAGGUUUCCGUCCUGCUGCGAGUCGAGAUGCCUCUCAAAAGCCCCAAGGCCCAUCAAGUUAGUUCAGCACUCCUUGGUCUGGGUUGUUUCUGUGCAGAGGAAGUGAAAAUCAGUCAAACUUUCUGGAGAAGCAGAAGUUUCUGAUUCGGGCUUAGUGUGACUUAUGCUGGAGGAAGGUGUUCCCUGGACCGUCCUGGAGACAGAAGCAUUGUGUUUCUAGAGCAGCUCGCCUUGGUCCCGCGCCCCUCCGUCCUGCUGCGAUGAGUGGGAAGUCCUUGCUCUUAAAAGUCAUUCUGCUUGGGGAUGGUGGGGUUGGGAAGAGCUCCCUCAUGAACCGCUAUGUCACCAACAAGUUUGACUCGCAGGCUUUCCACACCAUCGGGGUGGAGUUCUUGAACCGGGACCUGGAGGUGGAUGGGCGUUUUGUGACCCUCCAGAUCUGGGACACUGCGGGGCAGGAGAGAUUCAAGAGCCUGAGGACUCCCUUUUACAGGGGAGCAGACUGCUGCCUGCUGACCUUCAGCGUGGAUGACCGGCAGAGCUUUGAGAACCUCAGUAACUGGCAGAAGGAGUUUGUCUAUUACGCUGAUGUGAAGGACCCUGAGCGCUUUCCGUUUGUAGUCCUGGGCAACAAGAUAGACAAAAACGAGAGACAAGUGAGCACUGAGGAGGCCAGGGCCUGGUGCAUGGAGAACGGUAACUAUCCAUACCUGGAGACUAGUGCCAAGGAUGACACCAAUGUGGCGGUGGCCUUUGAGGAGGCUGUGCGCCAGGUGCUGGCAGUGGAGGAGCAGCUGGAGCACUGCAUGCUGGGCCACACCAUUGACCUGCACUCCAGCUCCAAAUCGGGCUCCUCCUGCUGUUAAGAGUGGCUGCUGCUUCGGGAACGGCGCUCAAGCCAGCAGCGGGCUCAGAGUAAGCACGGGCAGCUCGGGGGCACUCUGAGAAGAGUGGCCACAAGGACAAUAGGUGGUCUGCUCCCUGGGGAGUUGCAGUGUCACCAUCUGGAUUCUGGCUGGGGCUUUCGUGCACAGAGCAUGUUUCUGCAGGAGGGAGCUGUUAAAGGAACACGUGAGUGUAGUUCUGCUUCCACCUCUGCCUGGUUUAGCAGGUUUAGAGGACCCAGUCAAAGUCUUUUAUGCUCACUAAAGACAGCAGUGAUCUGAGCUGCAUCAAGACCUGCCUGUGGAACAUAGCUGAGAGCACUCUAGAUGCUCUUGGAAGUAUUUUAGUCCUGAACUCAAAAGCAUACUCGACCCACUGAACUCAUGACCUUACUGCCAAAGGGAAAUCGAAUCAGCAGACUGAAGGAAACCUGUCAUAGAAGCUCUAGCCCAUGUGACUGUGAGAAUGCCAAGUACUGGGGUGGCUGAGAUGUGUGUAUCUGUUGUUUGGGCUAAGUGCUUUGUGUCCUGGGGCUUGACUUGUGCUGAGAACUGUGAAAACUCUGAUCUGAAGCAACCUGUAACAAGGAGAGGUGGAGCUGUGCUUGUGGCAGCACCGCUUCUCCACGGCUGCCUGUUCCCGGUGUGGUUUCCCUCACCUCUUAAGUUUGUCUUGUGUGAGUGUUGCUUUAUGGAGAGACUGCCUGCUUCUUGUUGUAAGAGAUAACUUCCUUGUCUCUUGUGGAGGCUCAACACUGGAUCUGGCUUCUCAUUCCUGGAAGCCCUGGAUGAACAGUAACAGAGCGGACCCUCGCCCGGUCGGCUCAAAGGGUUUAGAGCUGCUCAGGAGAUGUGGAGCAUGAAGCUUCAACUGGUUUCUGUCACAAGUAAUCAGCAUGUCCGUGUGAUGUGCCCUAGCAGACCAGAUGGCAGGUGGGUGGGAUGUCUCCUAGGUGUGCAGGUGGCCCUGUGUGGGUAAAUCCACUCAUUCCAUGUGCUGGGCCAGUGACCACUGCGCUCCCUUAGCUGGCAGAUCAGCAUCUCCAGUUCCUUUAGCAUGUGUGUUCUUGUUGGGAUGGUGCAGCACAGAUCAGUUCACUUUAUUACCUGUUGUGUCAGGUGCAGCACCGCUGAGCACAGUUCACUGCUGCCACUUUCCUGCCUCUUGUUCCCUAGCAGGGAAUCCAGUAUGGUUCCUCUGUAAUUCAUAUGGCAGACUUCACUGGCAGAGGAUGGCCACUCGGUUAAGUGGCCUUUGUUACAGGUUGCUGAGUUCAGUCCACUGAGGGGAGAGCUGCAGUGGUUCCAUCUCUGCUCCAGGUGACUGAAACAUGGUAUUCAUAGGGGCAAGGAGCCUGCAAGAAAAAGAUGCUGGGCCUUGAAGGUCACAGCUCCUGCCUCCUGCUAGGUGUUAGUCCCAAGCUGUCUGUGUAGCAAAGAGAUUAGUGCUUGCUGACUGCUCUCUUUACCAUUGUGACCUCAUGUCCUGCAACUUCCCAGGCAAAUAUUUGUCCAAAACUCUGGCUUUGCCCAUGAGCUCUUAGCAGCCUGCCAUGGGGAGAGCUUCUCUGAGUACCUAUCUGCUGAAUGCAGUUCCCACUGUGAUGAGCUACUGGAUGGUGGAUUUUGUAGCUCAAAUCGAGCAGCCUUGCUUAUGCUGUGCUUUAGAGCAGGGCAGGCUCUGCCCUUCCAGCUGGUGGCUGCUAACCCACCUCUGAGCAUGCAGGGAGCCUCCCCUGGUGGAGCUCAGGGUGAGCCUGCCCUUCUCUGCAAGGCAGCCACGCGUGGAAGGGAACGAAGCUUUAAUGCAAAGUGCUUUAAAGGGAUCUUGUGUCUAAAGGGGGCUGAAGACUCAUGUCUGUGGGGGUGGACAGGGAGUGCUUGUAGUCUCUGGAAAAGCAGAUCCCUUGAGGUGUAAGAGAAGGCUCUGCCUCUGCAGGUGCAACAGAUUUUUACAGCAUACUAAAGUUUUUGUUGCUGUUUGUUUACCAAUGUCUGACCUCUCUGGGCCUUUAGGCUGUGCUUUAGUUUAACACUGCUUGGUAUUUCCUUCAAGGCCCCAGACCCUGGAACCUGUGGUUCCACUGUCCAUCUCUGAGCAGGUGUUGGAGCUGGUUCACAGUGGGGCUCAGGCCCCUGUGCACUGCCCAGCCCGGCCAGAGGCGCUGCUGGGGGAGCUGCCUGCCG
Dryobates pubescens (Downy woodpecker) is the source of this 3120-nucleotide messenger RNA. RefSeq names its product RAB9B, member RAS oncogene family (gene RAB9B). NCBI's taxonomy places the organism in Eukaryota, Metazoa, Chordata, Aves, Piciformes, Picidae. The coding region runs from base 310 to 915 and encodes 201 amino acids. Gene Ontology annotation, cellular component: lysosome; phagocytic vesicle; late endosome. Gene Ontology annotation, biological process: Rab protein signal transduction; retrograde transport, endosome to Golgi. The transcript has 5 exons. Gene Ontology annotation, molecular function: GTPase activity; GTP binding. The record is from RefSeq and is a predicted model, not a curated record.